Messenger RNA from Betta splendens (Siamese fighting fish), 1818 nucleotides. It is a transcript of the gene akt1, whose product is annotated as v-akt murine thymoma viral oncogene homolog 1. Gene Ontology annotation, molecular function: ATP binding; protein serine/threonine kinase activity. The coding region runs from base 256 to 1680 and encodes 474 amino acids. Gene Ontology annotation, biological process: protein phosphorylation. The transcript has 14 exons. NCBI's taxonomy places the organism in Eukaryota, Metazoa, Chordata, Actinopteri, Anabantiformes, Osphronemidae. The record is from RefSeq and is a predicted model, not a curated record.
ACCAGGGCCACGCAGGGUUUCUGCUCUUUUCCCGGGACGCCAGAGGCGCAGCGGGCCGCCGCCGCUCGGCCGGGCGGCGCUAGGACCCGGGAGAGCGGAGGCGCCGCAGACGCCGCGCUGGGAGGCGUAGUGGAAGAAAGGUAACCACCAUUGAGAAGGCGGCUGUGACCGGCGGGAACCCAUCUCCAGGCUCCUGCUCAGGGCUGAGUGCGUCUGUGCCUGUGGGAAACCUGGAUCCUCCACACACCCUCCAACAUGACCAGCGUGGUGAUUGUCAAGGAGGGAUGGCUGCAUAAACGCGGUGAGUACAUCAAGACCUGGAGGCCGAGGUAUUUUCUCCUCAAGAGUGACGGUACGUUCAUCGGCUACAAGGAGCGACCGCAAGAUGUUGACCAGCUGGAAACCCCCUUAAACAACUUCUCUGUAGCGCAGUGCCAGCUGAUGAAGACGGAACGGCCCAAGCCCAACACAUUCAUCAUCCGCUGCCUGCAGUGGACCACUGUCAUCGAGCGGACCUUUCACGUGGAGACCCCCGAGGAGAGGGCAGAGUGGACGAAAGCCAUCCAAGCAGUGGCCGACCGCCUGCAGAAGCAGGAGGAGGAGAGGAUGGACUCGUCCCCGGACCCCAUGGACAUGGAGGUUUACCUGACCAAACCCAGACACAAAGUGACUAUGCACGACUUUGAAUACCUCAAACUCCUGGGAAAAGGCACUUUUGGCAAAGUUAUCCUGGUAAAGGAGAAGGCCACAGGACACUACUAUGCCAUGAAGAUCCUGAAGAAGGAGGUGAUCGUAGCAAAAGAUGAAGUGGCGCACACACUCACAGAGAACAGAGUCCUCCAGAACUCAAAGCAUCCGUUCCUGACGGGGUUGAAGUACUCUUUCCAGACACAUGACCGCCUGUGCUUUGUCAUGGAGUAUGCAAAUGGUGGUGAGCUUUUCUUCCAUCUGUCAAGGGACCGGGUUUUCUCAGAGGAGCGGGCGCGUUUCUACGGUGCAGAGAUCGUGUCGGCGCUGGACUACCUGCACGCCGAGAGGAACGUGGUCUAUCGAGACUUAAAGCUGGAAAACCUGCUGCUGGAUGAAGACGGACACAUAAAAAUCACGGAUUUCGGCCUGUGUAAGGAAGGAAUCAAAGAUGGCGCCACCAUGAAAACCUUCUGUGGGACUCCAGAGUAUCUGGCACCUGAGGUGCUGGAGGACAACGACUACGGCCGCGCCGUGGACUGGUGGGGCCUGGGGGUGGUCAUGUACGAGAUGAUGUGCGGCAGACUGCCGUUCUACAACCAGGACCACGAGAAGCUGUUCGAGCUGAUCCUCAUGGAGGACAUCCGCUUCCCCCGCACGCUGGGCCCGGAGGCCCGCUCGCUGCUCUCCGGCCUCCUGAAGAAAGACCCCAUGCAGAGGUUAGGCGGCGGACCCGAUGAUGCCAAGGAGAUCAUGCAGCACAAGUUCUUCGCUGCGAUUGAAUGGCAGGAUGUUUAUGAGAAGAAGCUGGUCCCACCGUUUAAGCCCCAAGUUACCUCGGAGAUUGACACUCGAUAUUUCGACGAGGAGUUCACAGCGCAAACCAUCACUAUUACACCGCCUGGACAAGCCGACGACAGCAUGGAGUCCUUCGACAGCGAGCGGAGGCCCCAUUUCCCCCAGUUCUCCUACUCUGCCAGUGGGACGGCCUAAGCCGCCGCCCCCCCACCACCUGACUGCACUCUCAAACAGAGCGGGCCGCGGCCCGUCCUCUCGGCGCCGGCUGCAGAGGAAGCAAACGUGAGACCAAACGAAGACGGGCGCUCAGAGGACCGACGGACAGAGCGCUAA